Molecule: messenger RNA, 4768 nt
Organism: Balaenoptera acutorostrata (minke whale)
Lineage: Eukaryota; Metazoa; Chordata; Mammalia; Artiodactyla; Balaenopteridae
Gene: METTL8
Product: methyltransferase 8, tRNA N3-cytidine
Exons: 11
Coding region: 413-1618 (401 amino acids)
Molecular function (GO): tRNA (cytidine-N3)-methyltransferase activity
Source: RefSeq, a predicted model, not a curated record
GCCGUAGGGCUGGCGCGCCUUUCCGGCUCUGCACGCGGCGCCGCGGGAGAACCUUGGGGGCGCUGUGCUGCAGCCUCUUGGUUCCCGUUACCUGUUCGAGCCCUGCAUUCAGGGGUCCGUCCCUUGCCGCCCCGGUACCCUUACGUCUCUCAGCCCCCGACUUUUGCUCUGAGAGGCCCUGACAGGGCGCCGAGAGGGGGGUAGUGUCAUGUGCUACCGCCCCUCUCCCCCGAAGGCAGCGUCUUGUGCUAAAGAAAGUGAGCUGUUACAGAGGCGGUGCAAACCCUGAGCAUCAAGAGUGGCACCUCCAAGCUCCUUCCCUGGGAACUACACUCAGCAUCCCAGCAUUAAGCCGCCAUAGCUUUGAGCAUCUGUGCUUUAUCUUGAUUUAUUUUGUGCAUCUAUUAACAAGAUGUGUCCUAAGGUACUGAUUAGGAUGAAUGUGAUUUGGAGAAAUUAUUUUUCUUGUCUAAGGAUAAGAAAGGUGCCUCACAGAUGCCAAAGUAGUUAUCACCCAGUGGCCCCUCUGGGAUCAAGGAUUUUAACUGAUCCAGCCAAAGUUUUUGAACACAACAUGUGGGAUCACAUGCAGUGGUCAAAAGAAGAAGAAGCAGCAGCCAGAAAAAAAGUAGAGGAAAACUCAGCUGUGCGAGUCCUUCUGGAAGAACAAGUGAAGUAUGAGAGUGAAGCUAGUAAAUAUUGGGACACAUUUUAUAAGAUUCAUAAGAAUAAGUUUUUCAAAGAUCGUAAUUGGCUGUUGAGGGAAUUUCCUGAAAUUCUUCCAGUUGGUCAAAAAACUGAAGAGAAGGUAAAAGAAUUAUCAUGGAAUCAUGUAAAAGUUCAUGCUGCAAAUUGUUUCUCAAGAAUGCACUGCCCUACUAUGCCUGAAGAAAAAAAUCAUUAUAGAGAAAGUUCUGGCUCAUCAGAUGGUCAAAACAAAGCAGGAUCUGAUUUUUCCAACCUAGACUCCAAAGAACACAGAAAAGGACCUCUGAAGACUGAAUUGUUUCCUGGUAGCAACGCCACUUUCAGAAUCCUAGAGGUUGGCUGUGGUGCUGGGAAUAGUGUUUUUCCAAUUCUGAACACUUUGCAGAAUGCUCCAGAGUUCUUUCUUUAUUGUUGUGAUUUUGCUUCUGGAGCUGUGGAGCUGGUAAAGUCGCACGCGUCAUACAGAGCAGCCCAGUGCUGUGCCUUUGUUCAUGACGUUUGUGACGAUGGCCUACCCUACCCUUUUCCAGAUGGGAUCCUGGAUGUCAUUCUCCUCGUCUUUGUGCUCUCUUCCAUUCAUCCUGACAGGAUGCAAGGUGUUGUAAACCGACUGUCCAAGUUACUGAAACCUGGGGGGAUGCUGUUAUUUCGGGACUAUGGAAGAUAUGAUAAGACUCAGCUUCGUUUUAAAAGGGGGCAUUGUUUAUCUGAAAACUUUUAUGUUCGAGGAGAUGGUACCAGAGCAUAUUUCUUUACAAAAGGGGAAGUCCACGAUAUGUUCUGCAAGGCUGGGUUAAAUGAGAAGCAAAAUCUGGUCGAUCGUCGCUUACAAGUUAAUAGGAAAAAAAAAGUGAAAAUGCACCGAGUGUGGGUUCAAGGAAAAUUCCAGAAACCAUUACCCUUCACUUAAAAAAGCUCCAAAUUGGUACUUUUACUCUUUUCUCAUGGCUGAACUAUGUAUCAUGUUAAGGUACAAACCAGAGGAUUACACUAUUCAAAGUCUUCUGUAAAUCUUUCAUUUUUGAAAAGACAGUCAGAAGAAGAGAAUUUGUAUACCCUGCUGUUUACCGUGGGUGGGCUCUUUUGUGCAUUUUAAGCACAUGUAAGUGAUUUGGAAGAGAGCACAAUAUUCUGUGUUUUCAAAACUUAAUAUGCUAAAGCUUGUUUGGAUUUAUUACAUCUUAACCAUUUUGUUUGUUCUUUGAGUUUUAUAAGCAUUCAGUUAAAUUACUGAUAUAAGUCAGAUGAUUCUGAGAAGCAGAAACCUGCCAUUUUUUAGAAGUGAAAAAAACCCAUCUACUUUAUUUAUACAUUAGUUGAACACAGUUGAACUCUCCUCCAUUGUUAACUGAUAGCAGAGAGGCAGCUCACCUUGUUUCCAAGGAAAGUCACAAGACCAAGACAAAAGUAUAUAUUUUUUUGUUUUGUCGUUGUUCGUCCCAAAACUUUUUUUUUCUUUAAUUCACAGACUAAUGUCUGAAACAGAAUUUUAGUUUCUCUUUCUUUUCCUAAAAUUGGGGAAGUAUGACCAAUGCUAAUAUUAUUUUCAGGCUAUUCUUAGGUGUACAAGUUGGAAGCCUUCUUUAAGACAACUGUCAUACCCAAGAAAAUUCUUAAAUCGUAGCAGUUAAAAAUUUAUUUACCGCCUUGCCUCAAAAAAGACAUAAAUUGGCUUGCAAAUUGCACUUGGUAAAAAUGGAGUUUCUAAAACUGGUCUGUCAUUCAUUAUACAACAUAUACUGAGUACUUACGUUGUGCUGAAUUAUAUGGAAUAAUACAAUAAAUAAAGACCCAGCUUUGUCUUCUGAGAGCAUAAAUAGGCUCUAGCUGGCAAAGCAAACUGUGCGCAUCCCAAGCCUCUAAAUCAUGAUCUAAGAUAAUAUGUGCGCAAGUACUCAAAUAGGGAGCUUAUCAGCUAGCUGAUAUGCUUGAUUGAUUAUGAGCCACAGAAAUCUGGAAGACAUGGACAAUCUCUUGAAAGGACCACCAUCGGAAUGAUCAGUUCCAACUAUUUUUCCUUUUUGAACUCACUUAAAAUUCAACUUCCUGGAAGAAUAUGAUUGGUCCGAUUUGGAUCAUGGAUUCAUCUUUUGACAGACUGGGGCAGGACAGGUUAUUUGAUGGCACCACCAGACUGUAUGGAAUGGAGGCAAGUUCCUCAAAGGAAAAUCAAGACACUGUUAUCAAAAAAGAGGGGAGGGGGGCUUCCCUGGUGGCGCAGUGGUUGAGAGUCUGCCUGCCAAUGCGCAGGGGACACGGGUUCGAGCCCUGGUCUGGGAAGAUCCCACAUGCCGCGGAGCGGCUGGGCCCGUGAACCACAACUACUGAGCCUGCGCGUCUGGAGCCUGUGCUCCGCAACGAGAGGCCGCGAUAGUGAGAGGCCCGCGCACCGCGAUGAAGAGUGGCCCCCACUCGCCGCAACUGGAGAAAGCCCUCGCACAGAAACGAAGACCCAACACAGCCAAAAAUAAACAUAAUAAAUAAAUAAUAAAUAAAAAUUAAAAAAAAAAAAAAAAAGAGGGGAGGGUUGCUGCCCAGUCACAGACAUCGUGUGGUGGUAGCAGUAGUAAUAAUGGUUCUGAAGAGAGAGAAAGAUCAGCUAUGGGAUGGAAGGGAAAGAAUCAGGGUUCUGGGAGGAGGUAGGUCUCAGGCUAGUCCUAGAACAUAUGCUCUCAGAAGAUGGUGAGAAGACAGGUAUGUUUGGUGGGGAUAUUCAUGAUUCGGAAUAGUGGAGAAAAGAUGGGGAGGGCGUCAGCUUAUAGACAGCCUUGGAUAGAGGGUGCAUUGGGUUCUAGUCUCUGGACUAGAGCCAUCUGAGGUUGGUUUGUUUCUGUUUUAUCCUAGCCAUGGCGUAUUAUAAAUAUAUUUAGAGAGAUUGAUUGAGGAGUCGUCAACAGAAUGGAAUGCAGUGAGGUCAGAGAUCGGGGCAAGGAAAACCACGGAAGGUUUUUGCAUACAUUUGCCUUGAUAACAAGUCCUCAGAAGUACAAGAUCAAGGUUUCUGUUUAAACAUGCAGUAAAUGUAAAAGUCAAAAUUUGCCUGAGACUCUUAACUCAGUUGUUUUCCUAAUUAAAGUGUAUAUUUAAAAGCCAAACUAGUAACGAAAGUAUUACGUACAGCAAGGGCAGUUAGAUAAGUUAAUGUUGCUAUGGGAACCCCGGCAGAUCUUCUUGUGUCUCAAUUUAAAAAUCAUGGCCCAAGGUGGUUUUAAAAACAACAGAAGGUAAAAUUAUUCCCACAUUCUCAUACAUGUAAAUUGUACUGUCUCUCUCUGUCCUAAAUAGCAGAUUCAAGCCAGCUUCUUGACUGGCACAGUAAAAUUCUGCUCCGUGUCUUUCUAUAAUGUAUUACAGCAUGUAGUUAACCUUUAGAAACUUCAAAAAUACAUCAACCAAAUUUGGACUGUGAGACACAAACUGGGCUCUUUUGGGCUCUGUCUAGCAUAGACCUCCUAUUCCACAUGGCUGCUCAAUGGGCCAUUUCUAUCAGUGUCUUCUGCUUGUCUGGUCAGUCUUUCUCUCCCUUAGCCUACCUGAAUCAACCCCCUACUUAGAGUUUGCUGCCAGACAAAAUGUAGAUUUUUUUGGCAGAGGAAAAAAAAGAGAAAGACCUGAUUUGGAAUAUUGCCUAUAGAUAUUAAGAAAUCACGAAAUGUUGCAAAUGUAUCUGCUUGGGUAUUAGUUUAAAAUAUUUGAUAACUUUAUGAAAUUCUCAUUUUUUCCCUCACAUCCAUGGAGCUAGGACUAGUUAGGCAGAGUUUGAUAUUUAAAAAUUCAUCUGCUGAGGGAGCUGAAUUUCAAAAGGACUAUUUUCUUUCUAACAGAAAAAGAUGUGUUCCUUCAUUUUAUAAUACAGAAACAAUGAAAUAUGCUAUAUUAAAAAUGCACCCUCCGUUUUCCUCCAUUUAUAAAAAUUCACUUUUGAACAUUUUCCAAAUGUAAAAAUUCUCACACACAUGAAGUACUGUUUCAUAAGGUUGUGAGAAAGCCAAGGUAACGGUUUCUAUUAUUAAAAGUUUUGCAUUUCGGUAUGACACAUUUGUCGUAUUGAAACACCCAG